Molecule: messenger RNA, 1920 nt
Organism: Cinclus cinclus
Lineage: Eukaryota; Metazoa; Chordata; Aves; Passeriformes; Cinclidae
Gene: CTTNBP2NL
Product: CTTNBP2 N-terminal like
Exons: 4
Coding region: 16-1920 (634 amino acids)
Source: RefSeq, a predicted model, not a curated record
UUUCAGGUUUUCAGGAUGAAUCUGGAAAAACUCAGCAAACCAGAACUACUGACGCUGUUUAGCAUUCUUGAGGGAGAGUUAGAAGCAAGAGAUCUUGUCAUAGAGGCUUUAAAGGCCCAGCACAGGGACACAUUCAUUGAGGAACGCUAUGGGAAGUACAACAUCAGUGAUCCACUGAUGGCUUUGCAGAGAGAUUUUGAGACCCUGAAAGAGGGGAAUCAUGGUGAAAAGCAACCAGUAUGCUCCAAUCCUUUAUCUAUUUUGAAAGUGGUGAUGAAACAUUGCAAGAAUAUGCAGGAAAGAAUGUUAUCCCAGCUAGCUGCUGCAGAAAGCAGACACAGAAAGGUGAUCCUGGACCUGGAGGAGGAGAGGCAGCGGCACGCCCAGGACACGGCCGAGGGGGACGAUGUCACCUACAUGCUGGAGAAGGAGCGCGAACGCCUCACCCAGCAGGUGGAGUUUGAAAAAUCUCAAGUGAAAAAGUUUGAAAAAGAGCAGAAGAAGCUGUCAAGCCAGUUGGAGGAGGAAAGGGCACGCCACAAGCAACUGUCUUCCAUGCUUGUUGUGGAGUGCAAGAAAGCCACUGCCAAAGCAGCUGAAGAGGGCCAGAAGACAGCAGAGCUGAGCUUGAAAUUGGAAAAGGAGAAGAGUAAGGUGAGUAAACUGGAAGAGGAGCUGGCAGCCAAGAGGAAGCGGGGUUUGCAGAUGGAAGCACAAGUAGAAAAGCAGCUCUCAGAGUUUGACAUUGAAAGAGAACAGCUGAAAGCUAAGCUGAACAGAGAAGAAAACCGUACAAAAGCACUCAAAGAGGAGGUGGAAUGUCUGAAGAAAGCCCUGAAAGAGCUGGAGGCUUCUUGCCAGGAGCACAGUCCCUCUGGGCCUGUGCAGCCCAGCCCCUCGGUGACAUCCAGGGGGGUCACGACUGACAGUCCCCCAGUGAAGUCUGUGUCCUGCCAGACCGAGAGUCUGCAGGCGGAGCGAGCGCACCCUGGCAGCAGCAGCAGAGCUGUUCACGCCCUGCUUGCCAGCCCCUCUACACCUGCUCACUCCUAUGCAAAAUCCAACGGGCACUGUGACACAGACGUGCAGAUGGCUGGGGAGACAAAUGCUGCAGAGAGCCAAGUUCCCAGGGAGAAAUCUGCUGCAGCCUCAGAAAAUGCAGUGGAGAAUGGAAGUUCACCUGUAAGAACAGAGUCACCGGUGCAUCUGCUGUCCCAGCUCCCUUCUGCUGGGGUGUCCCUGUCUCCCAGCAGCACAGCCGCCUCCUCCCUGACCCCUUCUCCCUGCUCCUCACCAGUGCUCACCAAACGCUUGGUGGGAGCCUCGGCCAGCAGCCCUGGCUACCAGUCCUCCUACCAGGUGGGCAUCAACCAACGUUUCCACGCAGCUCGGCACAAGUUCCAGUCCCAAGCAGAGCAGGACCACCAGGCCAGUGGCCUGCAGAGCCCUCCCUCCCGGGAUCUGUCCCCCACCCUGGCAGACAACUCUGCUGCCAAGCAGCUGGCCCGGAACACGGUCACCCAGGUGCUGUCCAGGUUCACCAGCCAGCAGGGCCCCAUCAAGCCUGUCUCCCCAAACAGUUCCCCUUUUGGCACGGACUACCGAAACCUGGCGAGUGCUGUCAGUCCCCGAGCCGAGGCUGGGCACUCUCCAAGCCCUGUCAAGGUUUCCAGCCCGCUCAGCCCGUUGUCUCCUGGGAUUAAGUCACCAACCAUUCCUAGAGCAGAAAGAGGGAACCCUCCUCCCAUUCCUCCAAAGAAACCCGGCCUGGCUCAGUCACCUGCUGCUCCUGCUCCACUCACCAAAACCUCCCAGGCCUCCUCCCUGGGUGCCCCCAUGGACGUGGCGAGUAGCUGCUCUAACAACACUGUUGUGUCAAAUGGCAAAGACCUGGAGAUCCUCCUGCCAAGCAGCAGCUAG